AUGACAAAUACAGCCGCCGCUGGUAGACGCACCUCGGACAAGGGGGCUAACUUUCGUGGUCAGUUGGGUCGGUUUCGUCUGAAUCCCACAGUAUCCUCUUCCCAGAUACCGACGUCGUCGCCGUCGUCGCAAUCGCAACCGCAAUUGAGUAAUGGCCUCCAUACCCCCGUCGUGUCUCAGCGACCAGAACCGAGUGCAAGUUCAGUAUCGUCCACGAGUACUGCUACCAUAAGACGACGGGCGUCGAGAUCGGAUAGUCCAGAUGCCGCGGGAAACGAUCGGGAUGGUCCCGUUAAUAAAAGUAAACGAGUCUCGACGGCGUGCGAGUUUUGUCGGAAAAGGAAGAAGAAAUGUGAUUUUCGAUAUCCGAAUUGUUCGGCUUGCACCCGCGCCGGUGUGGUGUGCACCGUACUUACUCUUGGACAAUCCGUUGCGCACCAACCGGUGCCUAGAGAUCAGAUAGAGAAUCUCGAGAAACGAGUGGAAUGGCUGGAGGAGUUACUGCGGACACAGGCAAACAUAGACGUGACUGGAAAGUCAACAGGGUCUGUGGUUGAAUAUCCCCAGGCUGAUUCACCUGCUGCAGAGCAAUGGUUUAAUGUUCCAGUCAUGCUUGCACAACCACGAGCCGGAAUCGGCUUGACUGCGGCUGUGGACGACACGUCUGACAGCGCCAACAGCACAAAUAGCCCAACGACGUUGUCCUCGAUGGAUGGUGGACAACUGCCGAAUAUUUCAGAGAUAUUUCGCGAUAAGUUAGAAAAUAGACGAAGUAUUGUUCCCCGACCGGCGUCCUCGUCGGUAAUCCCACCCGUGCGUCGGCUUUCGUCAUGGGACGAAGCGGAGCAAUUGGUGAAUAGAUAUUUCGAAGGAGUAGGGAUGCAAUACCCAUUUCUGCACAAAACUGAAUUCAUGCGGGGCAUGAGAGCGAUCUAUCAAAACAAGUCUGUUCCACCUGAUGUACAGAAUUCAUACCACAUCACUAUGGCAGUGGCUCUUUUAACUACUACCAACGACAUCCAACAGGCCGCUGCGUUUUACGGCAUUGCCAGGGAAACAUUGACCCCCACACUGCAAAAUGAGGAUCGGGUAUCAUUGCAAGCACUUCUAAGUCUGGCAUUGUAUUCCCUCUCAUCUCCCGCGGGGCCUAGUAUCUGGCAAGUGCUGGGUACGGCAAUGAGACUCGCCACCAGCCUAGGCUUGCAUAAGGCGCGGCCAGCAUCGACGUCGACCAAAGACAUGGUUGAGCAUGAAAUGGACAAACGUGCCUUCUGGAGUCUCUAUAACCUCGAUCGACUGAUCUCUGUCACACUUAGUCGGCCGUUAGGGCUAUCAGACGAUGAUAUUACAAUAAACACACCUGUGGAGUAUGAUGAAAACUGGGUUGAAGCACCUAGAAACUGCCAGAUGUCGAUAUCCGUCCAGGUGGUCAAGUUGCGCCGAAUCUAUUCGAGGAUAUAUCGAUGCUUUUACAACCCACAUACCAAACCCACUGGGGAUGUGGCCCCUCUCUUACAGGGAUUUCGACAAGAACUCGACGAAUGGCGCACUUCUGCACCCGUGAUCCAGACCUGCCUGCAUUACUCAACGGCCUAUUACGACUUUCUUUACUACACCACUUUGCUACUCCUCUAUCGCCCGUCCGUUUUGAUGCCGCACCCGGACAGUAAUUCUAUUAUGGGAUGCGGCGAGGCUAGUAUCCGCAUUAUUCAGUCGUACUGGGACAACUAUUCCGCUAAUAAGAUCAAAUGGCUUUGGAUUACGCUGUGCCACGUUUACUCUGCCGGUGUCACGAUGCUAUGGUGCCUAGAGCAAGAUAUCCGAGCCGUUCGACGGGGUAUGUCACCGAUAUGGGCCAAUCCACAGGUUUACUCAUCUCUUGAGUUCGUUCACACUCUCCUCGACGAAUUCUGCGCAAAACGCAAAGGCGCAGACCGAUUAAGCAUUCAAUUCAAGACUCAAAGCCAACAAGUCACGCGACGCAUGUUGCAAGCUACAGCAGACCAGCAGCAGCAACAGCAGCAGGCUCUCGAAUCUGUUGUGCAGCAGCAAUUGCAACAACCUAUCUUUAUGCCGACUACCGUUGAUCCGGGGAUGAUCGUUCAUCCAAUGUUUUAUAGCUAUCAAUGGGCUGGACAGGAAAUUGCGUCUUUCUAUGGCUUAUAG
Messenger RNA from Talaromyces stipitatus ATCC 10500, 2166 nucleotides. RefSeq names its product C6 transcription factor, putative. Gene Ontology annotation, biological process: positive regulation of transcription by RNA polymerase II; DNA-templated transcription. Gene Ontology annotation, molecular function: DNA-binding transcription factor activity, RNA polymerase II-specific; zinc ion binding; sequence-specific DNA binding. Bases 1 to 2166 code for a protein of 721 amino acids. The record is from RefSeq and is a predicted model, not a curated record. The transcript is spliced from 2 exons. NCBI's taxonomy places the organism in Eukaryota, Fungi, Ascomycota, Eurotiomycetes, Eurotiales, Trichocomaceae.